CCCCCCGUCAGUCGCAGUACAGAAAGCUGACCACAGCACUGAAGGAGUUACAUCAGUCUUAAUUUUUCUGCCUUGAGCAAUCCAGUAUAUUUUGACUCCUCAAUGCGGGAAUGCACAUGAAGAAAUCCUAAGGAUUGGAAAAAAAAUGAGGUGAGGCCUCCACAAGCAAGCCAUGCAGCAGUGUGAGACCAUCCUUUGCCUCUCGGUCUACAUCAUCACCUUCGUCACAGGCUUCCCAAGCAAUAUCCUGGCUUUCUACACGUUCAGCUGCAAGGUGUGGAGAAAGCCAGUGCCUAUCGAUAUACUCCUGCUUAAUCUGACCAUCUCAGACCUACUGUUCCUUCUCUUCCUGCCCUUUAAGAUGCAAGAGGUGGUCGAUGGGAUGCACUGGAACAUGCCAUACUUCCUGUGCCCGCUGUCGGGCUUUGUCUUCUACAUGACCAUCUACAAUAGCACAUUUUUUCUCACUGCAGUAAGUGUCGAGCGCUAUCUAGGAGUCGCUUUCCCCAUCCAGCACUCGUUGAGACGACGACCCAUCUACGCCGUGAUGGCCUCCAUCUUCCUCUGGGCGCUCUCCAUGCUCCAUCUUAGCAUCGUUUAUAUAGUACCCUACUACAACCCAGCUGGGACAGGCCCACCACCUAGGAAUGUGUGUUAUGAGGAAUUUACCGAUGCCCAACUGCGCAUUCUGCUGCCUGUACGCUUGGAGCUCUGCAUUGUGCUGUUCUGCAUCCCGCUCCUCAUCUGCACUUUCUGCUACGUCAACUUCAUUCUCAUCCUGUCGCGUUUGCCAAACAUUGGCAGACGGAGGAAGCUUCGAGCCAUUGGACUUGCCUUGGGCACGCUACUGGUGUUCGCGCUGUGCUUUGGACCCUACAACGUCUCGCACGUGAUGGGAUUCAUCACUAAACGCAGCCCUGCAUGGCGGGACAAGGCACUGUUACUGAGCACUUUCAACGCCUGCCUUGAUCCACUCAUCUUCUACCUGUCGUCGGCAGCCGUCCGGAGCACGUUGGCAACAAUGGCGCAAGGUGUCUGGCACAAAAUAAAGGCAAGCAGCAGUGUUCUUGUCUGCUGGAGACUGGGAAAAGAUGGGCACGAGAGUACUAAAAACUCAUUUCCUAUACCUGGCGAGAUUAAUGCUCUUUGACAGAAAUUGGUGGCGAGAAGAGGAUGCCUUGUGACGUCCUUGUGUUUUCCACAAUCCUUUUGGAAAAGGAUGCGUCUGAAUUUACAUUUCAUUCCCCAAAGGAACAAUUCCACAGCAACUGGAACAGACAUUAAGGCAACCCGGUGAAGGUCAGUGAAAUCUGCUCUUUGGAGAUUUAUUUCUCGGCUGUCCUAUAUGAUGUGUAGGGAGCAGAAUAAACACAGUCGUGGGAUUUGAACUUCUGGUUGCUAAGCCCAAACCGGCUCAAUCAUCAUGUUUCAACACGCCUUUAUGUAAGUAAUGUCCAUAUGUUUCCUGUAUAGGAUAAGGGCUCGGACAACAGACCUCACACGGGAGAUUUAUGAGUCCACAGUACGAGAAGAAAGACAUCAUAUACAACCCAGUGUUUACACACGAUAGCCAUAUAUUGAGUGCUUGCAAACAGAAGGCCUGUGGUUUAUGAACGUCCCACCUUGAAUAUGUUUUCUUGUGCUUGCUUCUUCAGCCGGAAUUAAAGACACGCACUCACUGGGCAUAUUGAACGGUGGGUGAAAAAAAGGACCCUUCACCUGGACGGGUCGGUAUGAUUGGGUGGAGAUUAAGCACAGAGUCACAGUUUGUUCAGCAUGGAGAUAAAGGAUCUGCAAUAGCAGGCAAUGCUUGGGUCAAUAGAACUCGCUCUUUCACCUGUUCCAUGUUAAUAUUUGCAGGUUAUUUGGUUCUGGGAAAAAUGAACAAUAGGUUGAGAGAGAAAGGGGAAAAAAGAGCAAAUACACACACAUACACACACAAAUAAAUCAAGCUUUCUGUAUUUCCACAUUCGAACUUCAAUUCAGGAAAUGACAAGACCGCUAAACCUUUCAUACCUCAACAAAGAAACAAAUCAAUAAAAAGCAAAGAAAUGAAUAGCAGUAAAACAUUAUACCUUGUUUCUAAUGAAAUCCUUCUAAUCUUAAAGCAGAGAAGCUGCGGUUAUCUUGUCAACCUUACCGCAAUUCUUCAGGUCCUGACUGAAAUUAGCUGUCAUUACUUAACGUGUUUAUUGGAGAACUAUGAGGAGUAUAUUGCUUAUUGUAAUGUCUGCUGUCCAUUUUUGGCCUCUACUGCAUCAUAAAAAUUUUAUAGUAUAUUUCCCUCUUGCUCAUAACCAUCUCGAAUCUCCCUACAGGAUACUGGUGUGUGAGUUAUGAUUUAUGAACCUAAUAAAUAUUUGGAUAAGGUUAUUGUCUUUGAUUGCUAAUCUUGGGCUGUGUGUGUGUGUGUGUGUGUGUGUGUAAAUGUACUUCACUAUGAAUGUACAGGUAAAAAUAAACACAUAAGGGCAUUGGUUUUGUGCCUCGCACAUGCUGAAGAUGUUAUUUAGAAUUUAGCCUGUUAGCAAAACGUCCCAAGAUGCUUGAAAGGAAACUAUCCAGGGAGGUUCAAGAUCGAACACAGAUUGUUGUUUGUCACAAUACAUGACACUACUAGUAAAUCUGACCCCUCGUUGAACGUGUAUCGGGUUCGGUGCUCACUGAAUUAAACGUGAAUCCUGAAACCACACAAAUUACGAUAUUUGAGUUAGCCUGGGUUUCACACACAAACUGAUGUUCUUACUUUGGCGAU
Molecule: messenger RNA, 2755 nt
Organism: Hemibagrus wyckioides
Lineage: Eukaryota; Metazoa; Chordata; Actinopteri; Siluriformes; Bagridae
Product: free fatty acid receptor 3-like
Exons: 2
Coding region: 173-1150 (325 amino acids)
Biological process (GO): G protein-coupled receptor signaling pathway; cellular response to fatty acid
Cellular component (GO): plasma membrane
Molecular function (GO): G protein-coupled receptor activity
Source: RefSeq, a predicted model, not a curated record